AUGCAACCCAAGGUUCAAAGGAAAGACUCCAAGCUGAAGCGUGCCGUGACGUUCUUCAAGCACCUAGGCCUCAAAAGCUACUCCCGGCACAAGAUUUAUAAAUCGUCCUCGGCAUACGAAACGAACUCUUUCGAUUCGUGGCUGGCCAAACGACGGCGAUCCGAGAUGGAAGAUACAUCUUACGUGACUUCAACGCGCGCUGAGCUUGCAGACAGCAGCAGCCAUGCCCAUGGUCGUGCAUCGUAUUCCGAAAAGAAAGCCGAACUUGUAUACGAGAUGGAUGGCACCACGCUUCAUACUUCCCAGGACAUGGAUUACCUACCACGAUAUACGCAGGAGGCAGGUACAGCCGUCCAACCUUGCGAGUUGGAUGUUCACCUUCUAGCCGGAGAACCGCGUUUUAGAGGUGCAGCCGCAAACCCUGCCAACCCUUUGACAGGUAUUGGUGCUCAAUUCGACGCCGCCCGACAUGAUGUUGAGCCAUGGGAGGAGAUGCUUGUGUCCCCUGUCUCAAUCAUCCCGGGUUCAUUCAAUUACCAGAGUACCGGACUUGAUACAUCGCUACUUGCCGAGUUCGGUUCGGUCAAUCCAACGUACAGUGACUCCAACACAGUACCGUCAUUUGAGUUCGUUGAACACGACUCGUCCCAGGGUAAUGUCACACCGGCCCAUAACAAGUCUCUGCCGUCGUCUGAAAAUUAUGGCACCCUCUGUGACGGUGUAACGUUGUCAACGCACUUGCAGGUCAAGGAACUUCGUGAGAUGGUGCGUGUCUUGAACGAGGAGUGGAUGCGGAGAUGCCAAUCAACCCCAGAUAUUGUACUGCGCGCUUCAAAGUUGUCCCCACGAUCCCUAUUCGACACAGGAGCUCAAACCUUACAGCUCGUCUUCCAGGGUGUCCUCCCACGGACCUUCGACGCUGUUUUUGCCCUGGCGCACGUCGCUUGCGGGGCCGCGUACCUCGCGCACGGAGAGGAUGGCUCGCAUUGCUGGAACGAGUUCUUUCAGGAUGUCCUCAGCUGGCAAAGCCUGAUGCUGAAUGAGAGCGACGCGCGACUCUUCAUUCAGCUCGUGAACUUACUAUGGUGGCCUCAGGGUUCAUCAGCAGUAUCAUCCUGUGGCAACUAUUUUCUCGAUGAGACGAGUGGAACGCUUGUGCCAUUGCGAAGGCCUGUUGUUGGCCUCGAGCGAUUAGGCACCGAUGAUAUGCAACCACCACGACGGCCGACGAAGCCAGCUUCGAUGUCAACCUUGAAUUCUCUCAAAGAUGGGGUAGUCCUUCAAGAGUGCUCAAGGUUCCUUGAUGGAGUUGAGUAUGCCGGUAUCUUGGAAAGGAGCAGAAAAUAUCCCACCCAUCUGCCUUGGUACGCUCAGAAUCAUCUCACUAAUAUUGAAGAGAUGUUGAAGACAAUAAUCCAUUCACUUCAACAUUGCGACGGUAUCGAAGCGCUUCACGAUACUAUCAAAUAUACUGCUAUGGAGCUCAGUAAUGGAUCGCUACGCAGUGUUCGCGAGGUUGAGGUCUCGCUGAUUUCAAAUGGCAAGCCGUUUUGCCUAUCCACACAGAUCUAUAAGAGUUACCUUGACACUAUUGCUUCUAUCUGUGACCACAUCAUGCAUGAAGCAGGCCCAAAUUGGCGCGAUCGAUGUUAUGCUACAGAUUUAGACACGGUCUUGGCUUCAGUCGUGGAGAUGGACAAUUGUCAGCGGCUUGAACAUAUCGUACCUCACCAUCGACGCGACACCAAUGUCAACGCUAUGCCUGGCAUCAAGCAGACGUGGGCUGAGAGCGUCCCAACGCCAUCUUCCAUCGAGAAUCACACGCUCAUCGGCUCAUCACCAUCCACCGUUGCAUCUCCAACCUUCACCACUGGAUACUCACCCGCAAGUCAACCUAGCUCAACCACAUCGCCCGAGUCGUCCUUCUCGGCUCCGUCUCCUUCCUUGCCACGCACCGAAGUCACACACUGCCCCCUCUGCCCCGCGCUCUUUACUGGCUCUGCGCGCGACCGUACCUCCAAUCUACGUCGUCACAUGCGUACGUCGCGCGAUCACGGCAACGCGGUGGGGCUUCUAUGUACAAUGCCUGGAUGCGGUGCUAAUCUAAGCCGUUCGGAUAACCUGGGCAAGCACAUAAGGACGUUACACCAAGGGGAUACGGGUACAAGGUUGAGACGACAGGGCGCUAGGAUCAGGAGGGGUGGCUAUUCUGCUGGGUAG
This is a messenger RNA of Letharia lupina, 2220 nucleotides long. RefSeq lists its product as uncharacterized. The record is from RefSeq and is a predicted model, not a curated record. The transcript has 3 exons. Bases 1 to 2220 code for a protein of 739 amino acids. Lineage: Eukaryota; Fungi; Ascomycota; Lecanoromycetes; Lecanorales; Parmeliaceae.